UGUUGCUUCAGCCAGGCUGCGGAGCGGACGGACGCGCCUGAUGCCCCGGGGAGGGGCGCCACCAGGGCAAGAGGAGGAGGAAGAGAGGAAGAGACGCCCUCUCUGCCCGAGACCUCUUGAGACUGACCUCAGGGGGAUAGGGGACUGACAAGAGAGGGGAGCCACGUUCCUACACUUGGGCUGCCUGAAGAGGCCUUAAUCCUGGAGUGCCCUGAGCCCACCGCACCAGGGGCCCCAGCACAACCUCGGGGGGCCUAAAGCGACAGUCUUUAGGGACCACUGCCAGGUUUCCAGUUGCCUAAACAACGAGCCCCGGGUCAGAGCAACAACCUUUCCAGCCACCUGCCUGGACUGCUGCUUCAGGCACCAGUCCCAGUCCCCUGCUUGCCAGCCCAGGUGACAUGCCGGUGCUUUCCACCCCUCGAUCCUCACGGGUCACCACGCUGAAGCGCACAGCCGUGGUCCUGGCUCUCACGGCCUAUGGAGUCCACAAAAUCUACCCCCUGGUGCGGCAAUGCCUGGCUCCGGCCAGGGUCACCCAGGGGCCAACCAGGGAGCCAACGCAAGAGGUCUCCGGGUCCACAGUGGCCAAGGCCGGCAUGAACCGGGUAUUCCUGCAACGACUCCUGUGGCUCCUGCGGCUGCUGUUCCCCCGGGUGGUGUGCCGGGAGACGGGGCUGCUUGCACUGCACUCAGCUGCCCUGGUGAGCAGGACUUUCCUGUCUGUAUAUGUGGCCCGCCUGGACGGAAGGCUGGCCCGCUGCAUCGUGCGCAAGGACCCACAGGCCUUUGGCUGGCAGCUGCUGCAGUGGCUCCUCAUCGCCCUCCCUGCCACCUUCAUCAACAGUGCCAUCCGCUACCUAGAGGGCCAGCUGGCCCUGUCUUUCCGCAGCCGUCUGGUGGCCCAUGCCUACAGCCUCUACUUCUCUCAACAGACCUACUACAGAGUCAGCAACAUGGACGGGCGGCUUCGAAACCCUGAUCACUCCCUGACGGAGGACGUGGUGGCCUUUGCUGCCUCAGUGGCCCACCUCUACUCCAACCUAACCAAGCCGCUCCUGGAUGUGGCUGUGACUUCCUACACCCUGCUACGAGCGGCCCGCUCCCGUGGGGCUGGCACAGCCUGGCCCUCAGCUAUUGCUGGCCUCGUGGUGUUCCUCACUGCCAAUGUGUUACGGGCCUGUUCUCCCAAGUUUGGAGAACUAGUGGCAGAGGAGGCGCGGCGGAAGGGGGAGCUACGCUACAUGCACUCUCGUGUGGUGGCCAACUCGGAGGAGAUCGCCUUCUAUGGGGGCCACAAGGUAGAGCUGGCCCUGCUGCAGCACUCCUACCAGGACCUGGCCUCACAGAUCAACCUCAUCCUUCUGGAACGCCUGUGGUAUGUCAUGCUGGAACAAUUCCUCAUGAAGUAUGUGUGGAGUGCCUCAGGGCUGCUCAUGGUGGCCGUCCCCAUCAUCACUGCCACUGGCUACUCAGAGUCAGACUCAGAGGCCACGAAGAAAGCAGCCUUGGAGAAGAGAGAGGAGGAGCUGGUGAGUGAGCGCACCGAGGCCUUCACCAUUGCCCGCAACCUGCUCACAGCAGCUGCAGAUGCCAUUGAGCGGAUCAUGUCAUCGUACAAGGAGGUGACAGAACUGGCUGGCUACACAGCCCGGGUUCAUGAGAUGUUCCAGGUGUUUGAAGAUGUCCAACACUGUCAUUUUAAGAGGCCUGGGGAGCUGGAGGAUGCUCAGCCAGGGUCCGGGGCCAUGGUGCGGUCUGGUGUCCACAUGGAAGGACCCCUGAAGAUUCAAGGUCAGGUUGUAGACGUGGAGCAGGGAAUCAUCUGUGAGAACAUCCCCAUCAUCACACCCACAGGAGAGGUGGUGGUGGCCAGCCUCAACAUGAGGGUGGAAGAGGGCAUGCACCUGCUCAUCACUGGCCCCAAUGGCUGCGGCAAGAGCUCUCUGUUCCGGGUCCUGGGCGGGCUCUGGCCUACGUAUGGAGGCGUGCUCUACAAGCCCCCACCCCAGCGCAUGUUCUACAUCCCCCAGAGGCCCUACAUGUCCGUGGGCUCCCUACGUGACCAGGUUAUCUACCCAGACUCGGUAGAGGACAUGCGCAGAAAGGGCUACUCUGAGCGGCACCUGGAGGCCAUCCUGGACAUUGUGCACCUGCACCACAUUCUGCAGCGAGAAGGAGGUUGGGAAGCCAUGUGUGAUUGGAAGGACGUCCUCUCAGGGGGUGAGAAGCAGAGAAUUGGCAUGGCCCGCAUGUUCUACCACAGGCCCAAAUAUGCCCUGUUGGAUGAGUGUACCAGCGCCGUGAGCAUCGACGUGGAAGGCAAGAUCUUCCAGGCAGCCAAGGAUGCUGGCAUUGCCCUCCUCUCCAUCACCCACCGGCCCUCACUGUGGAAGUACCACACACACUUGCUGCAGUUCGAUGGGCAGGGCGGCUGGAAGUUUGAGAAGCUGGACUCAGCCGCACGCCUGAGCCUGACAGAGGAGAAGCAGCGGCUAGAGCAGCAGCUGGCAGGGAUCCCCAAGAUACAGCAGCGCCUCCAGGAGCUCCGGCAGAUCCUAGGCGAGGCUGUGGCCCCGGGGCAGCCUCCGGUGCUGAGGCCCCAAGGCCCAGGUAGUGGCCUUCAGGGUGCUUCCUCCUGACAGAGGGCCCUGCAGUCAGCCCUCAGCCCUUGGCCCUCCCAGUCUCCCAGAACACAUGAAGGAAAGAGCAGCGCCUGUCUUGCCAGUCCCUGCAUGCCCUGCCCUCACCUUGGGGCUGAACCACGAUAACUAUGCCCUUUCAAGGCAGCGAGUCCUUUACUUUUCUCUGGGGAAGGAGCUUGGGGCUAAGAGUGGCCUCACACUGACCCCAUGCCAGUGCAGCUGAGUGCUAGGGAGUAAGCAAGGACCCCCGGGGCCACCGCUCACCACCACCAGCUAGAGUCUAUGCUGAGCCACCUCCCAACUAAGACUUACAUCCCCACUUUUCCCUCCUCUUCAGUCCCUCCAAGACUAUAUGGCCUAUCCCCUCAGGAUGGCCAGCUUAGGCUCCUGUCCCAGGGGAUGCCCUUCCUAGAAGCAACCAGAUGGUACACCCAGUGAGACGGAACCCCUUGUCUGUAUCCUCUUCUCCUGCCAGUAGUCCCAAAACACCCUCACAAAGAAGGACACGGCAUCCCCCACUGAAGGCUCUAACAGCCCCAGCCCUCUCCCUGUCUGCAGCCUAAUUUAUUGGAUUCCUGUUGUAGCCAUCUCGAUUGCCAAUGUGAGUUCCUGCCAGCAGGGGAGGCACCCCGGCUUCUGAGUCCCAGAGCUUUGGCUUCCACCAACGCCAAACCCAACCCCUGGGCAGCCAGUCACCCCACCAGCCUACACUGCCAGCCACCACUGGGAGGCACGGGCCUCUGCUUGCCAGCCGGGAGCAAGAGGGAUGUUCCCAGCUCAGUGCCAAAGAGGGGUCAGCCGGGCAACUGUCUCUGCAGAGCCAGCCCCGACUGGGAGGGAGACCCCACUGCCACCGUGUGCCUUUCCCGGGCCCUCAGCCCCCUCAGUAAAACCUUGCGUGGAAAAUGCAA
Molecule: messenger RNA, 3556 nt
Organism: Otolemur garnettii (small-eared galago)
Lineage: Eukaryota; Metazoa; Chordata; Mammalia; Primates; Galagidae
Gene: ABCD1
Product: ATP binding cassette subfamily D member 1
Exons: 10
Coding region: 402-2642 (746 amino acids)
Biological process (GO): long-chain fatty acid import into peroxisome; fatty acid beta-oxidation; peroxisome organization
Cellular component (GO): peroxisomal membrane; peroxisome
Molecular function (GO): long-chain fatty acid transmembrane transporter activity; ATP binding; ATP hydrolysis activity
Source: RefSeq, a predicted model, not a curated record